Messenger RNA from Closterium sp. Naga37s-1, 2262 nucleotides. The record is from the annotation of a GenBank genome assembly. Lineage: Eukaryota; Viridiplantae; Streptophyta; Zygnematophyceae; Desmidiales; Closteriaceae.
AUGGCAGCUUGUGCGUCGUCCCUCGCGUCCGCCGCCGCAUUUCAAGGCGUCUCCGUGCCGCGCGCCGGUCCUCUCGCCGCAGAAGGUGGCUUCCCCCACUCCGUCCUUCGACGCGCAGAGUCGCUCCCCACGCGGGGGUACCGAGCGGUGCGCGUGCGCGCGUCGUCGCGCGCGGAUGACAGCGAGGGCAGCGGGGUGCAAAAUGGCGCGCGCGCGGUUGCGGAACACCCUCUCCGCGCGAAGCUCCUCUCCCGGCGCAGGCUCUUCGCGCUCGCAGGGCCUUUCGCGCUGGCGCUCGCCGGUUUCCCGCGGAUCGCCCGCGGUGAAGGGGAAGGUGCUGACGUGGCAGUGCUGGAUCCGCCUGCUGAGGUCAUUGCGGAAGUUGCGCCGGCUGCUGAGCCCGCCACUGUGGAGCCAACGCUGACUUCAGACGCGGCCGUCGCGGCAGAAGCGACAAACGCGAAUGUUGCGCCUCAGCAGCAGGAGCAGGAGCAGGAGGAGGGGCAGCAGCAGUCCUCUGGCGGCGCGUGGUUGGGCGCGGCGCUGCUGGGUGCGGCGCCAGCUGGCGCGCUGGGAUUCGUGCUGCGAGGGGAGCGCGCGCAGCGGGAGGCGGUGGAGGGUGACCUGGCGAAGGCGCGGGCAGCGCUGGCAGCAGCGGAGCGAGGAGCGAAGGAGGCGGAAGGGGUGAAGGCGAAAGCAGCAGCGGCGGCGGCAGCGGCAGCAGCAGCUGAGGCGCGCGUGGGGGAGGCGGAGAGGGCUCGGAGGGAGGUGGAGGGGAAGCUAGGGGAAGAGGCGGAGAGAACCAAGCGGGCGGAGGAGAAGGCGGGUCAGCUGUCCACGCAGCUCUCCCAGCGGCAGCAGCAGCUCGCAGCAGCACAGGCCAAGGCAGAGGCAGCAGCAGGAGCCGUCUCAGCCGCCCAAAAGGCGGCUGCCGGCCUUGCUGCCGACCUGGAAGCUUCCAGGAAGGAGCGCGAGGCGCUUCAGCAAGAGCUGGUGACCGGGCGGGUGAAGCUGCAGCAGAAGAUUGGCGAGGCGGUUACCGCAAAGGGUGACGUGGCACGGUUACAAGGGAGGGUGAAGGAGCUGGAGCAACGUGGGAAGGAUGCGGCUGCUGAGCUGGAUGCCAAGUCAGCGCAGCUGAAGGAGAGUGCUGACGUGGAGGCCCAGCUGCGUGCUGAGCUGGUGGAUGCUCAGGGUGCGCUGGCGAAGGUUGAGAGUGACGUGGCAGCCCUGCAGGCUGAGCUGGCAGGAGAGAAGAGCACGGCGCAGAAUAAGGAGGAGGAAAUCCAAUCUCUGCAUGCUGACGUGGAAUCUACCAAUGCCAGCCUGGCAGCCGCCCAUGAGUCCCUCGAGUCGCUCCGAAAAGAUCUGGCCUCUGCUCGGGAGGAAGUUUCCCAGAAGCAGCAGGCUGUAACCCAACUGGAGCUCGACGCCGAGACCCUCAAAGGCGCUGUUCGGGCAGCUGAACGGGCAGCUGAAGAAUCCCGCAGCCAGCUCGCUGCCGCCCAGAAAUCCCUCGCGGAUCUCCAGCAGCUAGCGGACGAGGCGGAGGCUGGAAAGCGGGCGGCGGAAGACGCGUUGGAGCGGGAGCAGCGGGCGGCAAGCGCCGCCGUCCAGGAGCUGCAGAUGCAUUUGGCAACAUUAGGGCGGGAGAGGGAGGUGGUGGGGCGGCUGAAGAAGGGGGUUGAGGAGGCGGGGAGGGUGGUGGACGCGCUUCAGGGGGAGACUGAGGCGCUCAGGGCGGAGCUGGGGGAGGUGCAGAGGCGGGAAAGGGAGGGGGAGGAGGCUCGGCGGGGAUUGGAGUCCCAGCUCUCAUCGCUCUCCGCUGAGCUGGUGGCCGCGCGGGAUGAGGCUGCCAGGCUGGCUGCGGAGAAGGAGGCUGCUGAUGUCAGCAGGGCGUCAGCAGAGCAGAAGGCGCAGGAGGUGCAGCAGCAGCUGGACAGCACAUUUGAUGAAGUUUCAAGGCUGAAAGGGCAGGUGACGCAAAUGACCCGGGAAUUGGAAGCGGGGGAGAAGAAGUUUGAGGCGAUGCUGGAGGUGAGGGCGGAGGCAGCGAUGCUGGUGGAGGCUCUGGAGGACCAGGCUUACGCCGAGGCCAAGGAGAACAAGAAGCUCAAGAAGAGAAAUGCUGAGCUGGAGGAGUCCAGCAAGGCGGCAGCAGCGGUGGCGGAGGAGCUGGAGACGGUGCGGGCUCAGCUGAAUGCCGUACAGCAGGGCCGCAUGGUGGGGUCGAAGAGUGAACAGGGGGAUGCGCAGGCCUGA